AUGCAAACAACCUCCUCGAGCGAAAACUCUUUCUUGGCUGAUCAUACAACACUAUCAUACAAUGAUUCUUCAAUAGUAUCGGAAUCAUCAAGUGCUAUUUUGUCAAGUUUAUUCAUGUUGGCAAUUUCGUUAGGAGUUUAUUCCUUAUCACAAAGAACCACUUCUACAAAAACUAGUAAAAAAUCGAAAAAGUUAAAAGAGGAACAAGGCAAUCAGGAAAUAGAUCAAAGAUUUAAACAAAGUAAGAAACCAACAAAGGAGGAAAAGAAAAUAGCCAGAGAACUCUACAAAAAUAGAAAACCAAAAUCAAUUGACCAAGUUUUGUGUCAGAAAAAAAUGGAUUUAAUCAAAAACAAACAAAAAUCACUAUCAUAUGGAAAAGAAUUGGCUUCAUGUCUAGGUGAAAGAAGAUUUAUUAAUCAAAAGAAAUGGAACUGCUUAUCCAGACCACAAUACAAGUAUUCUUGUGGAAUUAGCUCACUAACAUCUGUUUGGAAUUUUCUCUUCUCAUCAUUAGGCGAGGGAAGUUUACCACCACUCACUCAAGAAGAAGUUCUUUUAAUACUUGGAUUUAGUGAACCAUUCGAACAAAUAAGGUUUGUAGUCAAAUAG
Molecule: messenger RNA, 612 nt
Organism: Naegleria gruberi
Lineage: Eukaryota; Heterolobosea; Eutetramitea; Acrasida; Naegleriidae
Exons: 1
Coding region: 1-612 (203 amino acids)
Source: RefSeq, a predicted model, not a curated record